CACUCCUCUUUCUGACCAAAGGCUAAUAGGAAAAUCAGUCUAUUUGGCUUGGAUCUCUUUACGUUGUGUGUUCGUCAGACUGCCGAGGAACAGGGGCUAGAACUAGUGAGUCAGCAGCGAAGGAGACCCAACUAUAACUGCGUUAAACACGUGGCACUUUGUAUUCGCUUAGGAGAAUACUUUGUAUUCGUGCACUUCGGAGACUCGUCAAGCAAGAUACUGUAGCUCACUCCUGCUCUCCACAGGGCCGCCGCGCAAACAGUUAUUUAUAGUUAGGAGGCCACAGAGAACUAACUACAAUAGACCUCUGCGAAGAGGACGAGACGGCAUCCGUGUUCUAAUAGUUACUGUUAUAUCAUAGGAGAGAGCGAUGGAAACCAAAAUACUCGUCGCUCUGUGCGCUCUGAUCCUCAGCUUGGGUUCGAAUGUAGAAGGCCAGGACCCUGGUGCUCACUCCUCUCCCUCAGACGGACCUCUGACCCUAGGUAUGUCCGGGGCUGUUCAGGCACCCCUCCCUGGAGGUUCUCCCUCUCCUCCAGGCUCUCUGUCCCUCCCCAGCACAGACUCCCCAAAGCCAGGCAGCAACCUCACUGAUGGAGGGCUCUCCAACAACAACAGCAGCAGUAGCAACAGCAGCAAUAGCAGUAGCAACGACACAGCAGUCGUAGUGGUAAAAGAGGUCCCAGCCACCAGUGUGGGGGUCCCUGCCCCCACUCCCAUCCCUGAGAAGACCCCUGGCCCAGAGAACCUCACUGAAGAAACCGUACAGCCCUCUGAUGCUCCCUCUGACAACCACACUGCCCCUACACACACACCCACAACCACAGUCCUCGUUCACAAACCUUCCACCACCCCCACACACACACCUGUCUACUCCACCACUCCAUCCAGCCAUGCCCCUCAUCCCUCCAAAACUCACUCACCCAUCACCACCACUGCUUCCCCAGCCCCUACUAGGCUUGAGACCCACCCAACUAACACCUCCGCUGCCCCCCAGCCCAGCUCAACCCCCAGCCCUAACCCAGAUACCUCUAACCCUAUCCAGCCUAAACAGCCCCUCAGUCCCUUUCCCACCACCACUACCACCACCUCUCCCCCAGCUCUACCUACGUCUGAGCCCCAGACCCAGACAUCCAGCAUCACCCCUCUCCCGGCUUCCACCCCAGCCAGCAGCCCUCCAUCUCAGGCUAAAACGCAUGCCGACAUCCCCUCUCAGCUCAAUGUGGUGGAAGGGGAACCAGUGUUCCAUAGUGGUGGACCUGCCCUGGACCCUCUCCUAGCUGGACUAGUGUCAGUCUUCAUCGUCACUGCAGCCAUCAUCACCCUGCUCCUCUUCAUCAAAAUGCGACGACGGGACCAGCGGCCUGAGUUCCGCAGGCUCCAGGACCUGCCUAUGGAUGAUAUGAUGGAGGAUACUCCCCUGUCCAUGUACAGCUACUGAUGAUGAUGGAGAACACAGUCUGACCUGAUGGAACAGCCAGACCCCCACAGACCUUCUCCCUCUGAACUGGGGCUGCGUCUCUAUAGUCCAACCUGGCCUUCUCUCCUUGUCCCCUGUCCUCAUAUCCUUUCUUUUAUCCGCACUGACAUGAGACGUGGACUGGUGAAAGCUAGUUGCUGAUAGGCAUCCUCCAUAUUGCUUUUAUCGACCCUGUGUUUUCAAAUCAGUGCAGAUGGAGGAGAUGAGGAGAGGGAGGCGCCAUUUUAGACCAUUGAGAUGCAUCCCUGGCUUUCCCUCACCACCUUUGUGUCUCUGUGAGCAACAGGGGGUUUCUGUGUGAGUGUGAACAGCUCUUUUCCUGGUCUAUGUGGAUCCGAAGUUCCAUCAGCAGCAUUCCCACUUUUACAUUCUAUAUUCUAGGGUGCACUCUGUCAGCUGUGUUUUGGUUGAGUGUUCGGUAACGAGGGAUCCUCUCUUUCAUCACUAGUUAGAGCCUGGUAGGCUACUUGUGCCUGGCUAUAUAGUGUUGUACAGUACGGUUGCACUUUACGUUACAGAGGAUAUGUA
Molecule: messenger RNA, 2008 nt
Organism: Salvelinus namaycush (lake trout)
Lineage: Eukaryota; Metazoa; Chordata; Actinopteri; Salmoniformes; Salmonidae
Product: mucin-2-like
Exons: 5
Coding region: 371-1441 (356 amino acids)
Source: RefSeq, a predicted model, not a curated record